AUGCAAGAUAUCAUCAACCAAUCUUCCACACAAAGCCUUGUCUUGUCUUGGAUCGUGUUCUUGACCAUCGGGUUGGUGAUUUCGAUGACAGUGUUGGAGCUAGGGCAUUGCAAAGACUGUGAGAGGUAUCAGUACAAGAGCUUCGAGCUAAACAUUGUCGUCUCGCAUGCGUGUUUAGCUGUCGUCUCUCUUCUUUGCGUUUCUCAUAACUUGAGAAAGCAUGGGAUUCGAAAGUUUCUCUUUGUUGAUCAGCUCAGUGGUCGUAUGGGACGGCUCAAGGCUCAGUAUAUUCAAGAACUCUGUGAGACUGCUUGCACUUUGAACUCUGUGAGACUGCUUGCACUUUGGUCACUCCCCUGUUUCGGACUAAAAGCUGUUCGAGAGAUUAUUAGGAUGCUAUACGUACCUCAUGACCAGCCAUGGCUCUCUGUUUUGAUUCUCUUGUCUAUAAUCUUGUCAUGGACUUACUUAAGCACAAUCUUUCUAGCCGCAAGUGCCAUGUUUCAUCUGGUCUGCAACUUGCAAGUCAUUCACUUCGAAGAUUACGCAAAGCUCCUAGACGGAGAGUCUGAGAUCUCUCUUUUCAUCUAUGAGCACAUAUGUUUGCGUCAUUACCUCUCUAAGAUAAGCUACAGGUUCCGCAUCUUUCUGCUUCUACAGUUUCUAGUCGACACUAUUAGCCAGUUUACCACGUUUUUCCAGACCACUGCGUAUAGCGGACGUAUCACGUAUAUAAACGGUGGUGAUUUCGCGGUCUCUGCGGUGGUCCAAGUUGUUGGGAUUAUUUUAUGUAUGCACGCAGCAACGAAGAUAUCUCAUAGAGCUCAAGCGAUAGCAUCAGUUGCAAGUAAAUGGCAGUUGCAAGAUGUUCAGCUUGAUCCUGAGUUUUUCAAAAACGUUGGACAAAUUGUUCUUUUUGGUGGAGCAUUUGCAGUAAAUGGAAAUGUAAAUCCAGCAUCAGAAGCUAAUAAGCUGCAGAUAUUGUGUUCACAUGUGGUGCCGAUGUGA
Messenger RNA from Brassica napus (rape), 1008 nucleotides. RefSeq lists its product as uncharacterized. Lineage: Eukaryota; Viridiplantae; Streptophyta; Magnoliopsida; Brassicales; Brassicaceae. Gene Ontology annotation, molecular function: hydrolase activity, hydrolyzing N-glycosyl compounds. The record is from RefSeq and is a predicted model, not a curated record. The transcript has 6 exons. The coding region runs from base 1 to 1008 and encodes 335 amino acids.